AUGAUUGAGGAUAAUAUAGAUGAGAACUGUCAAAUAUAUUUGAACCCGAAAAAUUGGUUAAAAGAGUUUGAAAAUACAAAAAUAAACGAAAAUGAUAUUAACGAAGUUUUAAUGAACUACUUUUGUGUUCAUAGAAUGUAUGAUGUGGCUAAGGAAUUUCAAAAGGAAUCCAAUGUUAAACCUGAUAUGCCUAUUAAUACCGUAAAAAUUCGUUACCUUAUUCAAAACGAAAUUAUGAACAACAAAAUAGAAGAAGCCAUAGAACAUAUCAACAAUCUAGACAAAGGAAUUUUAAAAAAACAUAAGGAUUUAGUUUUUUUCCUUAAGAAACAACAGUUAUUAAAAUUGAUUCUAAAUAAUAAUAUUAACGAAGCAAUAAUAUAUUCACAACAAGAAUUAGCUUCUUAUGUAAAAGAAAAGCCCUCUCUAAUUAACGAAAUAGAUGAUGUCAUGAUGUUAAUGGCUUACCAAGAUUUUAAUAAUGAAGAAGCUAAGAACCUCAUACAAAAAAUCGAAAAGAAAAAAAAUACUUUAAAAAGAAUAGAUGAUAUUAUAUUAAAUUAUUAUAAUGUUGAUAGUGAGAGUACAUUAGAAUAUAUGGUUAAAAAUGUUUUUUUUACCCAGAAUGUCUUAAGCUCAAAGUAUCCAUGUAGCGUACCUAAAAUAAAAAACUUAAAAUCCGGUUAUAUUGAAUAUUAUGAAAAAUAUAAAAAGAAAAAAAGAAAGAGUUCAAGUAAAAAAUAUAGAAGUAAGGAUAAAGACAAGGUAGAUAAGCAUGAUGAGAAAAAUGUAGAUAAUAUUGUUAAAGAUUUUGAUGUAACCAAUGAUGAAGAAUAUCGUUCUGUUUAA
Plasmodium reichenowi is the source of this 849-nucleotide messenger RNA. RefSeq names its product RanBPM and CLTH-like protein, putative. The record is from RefSeq and is a predicted model, not a curated record. NCBI's taxonomy places the organism in Eukaryota, Apicomplexa, Aconoidasida, Haemosporida, Plasmodiidae. The transcript has 9 exons. Gene Ontology annotation, biological process: proteasome-mediated ubiquitin-dependent protein catabolic process. Gene Ontology annotation, molecular function: protein binding. The coding region runs from base 1 to 849 and encodes 282 amino acids. Gene Ontology annotation, cellular component: cytoplasm; nucleus.